CAGGGGACGAAAAGGAAGAACCCCGUUUGCAAUCGGGGAGAUUUUUUUCCACUUUUCGGUGGUGGGAAAGAGAAGCUUGGUUGGGCGGGUGUUUGCCAGCACUUUACCUUCCUCCCCCUCCCUCAUAACCCCCGUUCCGUCCUGUCCAAAUCAAAGCGGAGGUGAGGACAGUAGAGAAAGUGAAGCGAUCGAGAGAGAAAGUAACCGUCGUCUCUCGGCUGGUGGUGGGGGAGGGGAGGUCACGUGGGCCGGACGACAGGCCGCGCACGCUCCGUCGCAAAGGAGAUCACGUGCUCUCGCUCGGUGCGCCGUCAUCACCACCCCCCAUCCCCACGAACAGCGUCGUGCGUGUGCCCCCCUCCCUCCGCCUCCCCGUUCCCCUUUUGGCGUCGCCUGUGCGUGCGCGCAGUCGCGUCUUGCGUCGCCGCGCACGUCACCUGCUUCGGUGGGGGCGGGGCAAACAGCGAGGGAGAGCGAGAGCGGAGGGAGCAAGAUGGCGGCUGUCGCAGCAGCAGCAGCGGGAGGGCCGGCCGUGGCCGCUUCUUCUUCUUCUUCAGCAGCAUCGUCUUCGUCGUCAUCAUCCACUACCUCCACCAUUCCCAGCGGCUCGUCUUCCUCCCUGGCAGCUCUGGAGGCUGCGCUGGAGAAGAAGCUGCUGACGGUCACCAACACGAUGGACGGCAUCCAGGGCCUGUCGUCCUGGAUCCUGGACAACAAGAAACACUACAGCUCCAUCGUCAAGCACUGGAUGAAGUGCAUGAGGAAAUCCUCAAUUCCUCAUCGACUGAAUCUUUUCUAUGUUGCCAAUGAUGUUAUUCAAAACUGCAAAAGGAAGAACGCAAUUAUUUUUCGAGAUGCGUUUUCAGAGGUUCUGAUUGAAGCCGGCACUUUGGUGAGGGACCCUUCCAUUCGGAAAUCUGUGGAGCGAAUAUUCACGAUAUGGGAGCAGAGGAGUGUCUACCCAGAGGAGUUGAUUGUGGAUCUGCGAGCUGCUCUUGUGGGACGAAAGCCAGCUGAAUUUGCAAAAGUGAAAACAGUGAGCGAUAAGACACGUGUCGUGGUGAAAUCCAAGAUACUUGCUGAAUUUAGGCCACAGGCACUCAUUGACCAGCUGGGGUCCUACAAGCAGGCGGAGGAUGAGAGAGAGUUCAAGGAGAAGCAGCUUGGGACCCUCCGCGUUGACGUCUGCAGCACAGAGACAUUGAAGCGGUUGAAAGAUCGUGCAGGUGGCAAGCGCUUUUCCAAAGACUUUGAAGAAUCCAGCUCCAAGUUGGAAGACUUCUGCGCCGAGCUCGAGAGGGAGGUGAAGAAGACCCCACCCUUAAUCGAAGCACUUGAAAAUGCAGAGAUCUUUUAUGAAGCUCAGUACAAGGAGGUGAAGAUUGUAGCAAAUGCGUACAAGACAUUUGCAAACAGAGUUAACAACCUGAAGAAGAAGCUGGACCAGCUGAAGACCACACUGCCAGAUCCGGAUGAGUCUCCCAUUCCGUCUCCCAGCAUGGAUGCUCCAUCGCCGACUGGCUCGGAGUCUCCCGUGCGGCCGGUUGAGGAGCCUGUGGUGGAGCUGAAGAAGCUGGAGGAGAGCCCGGGGCCUCUGACUCCAGAUGCCUCAGGUGAUAACUGUGACGUGGAGGACAUGGAACUCUCAGAUGACGAAGCUGUGGGAGCAGCGAACAUCAUAGCAGUAGAGAAUGAGGAGAGAAAGGAGGAAUCCAGUCCAGGCACGGCAGUGGCAGUGAGCGCGAGCCCCCAACCAGAAAAGGCGUCGACCCCGGUGGAGACCCCGCAGGCAAAGAGCAGCACUGUAACACCGCCGCUGGCCCUGCCAAAUCUGGCAAAUAUAGACUUGGGCAAAAUCAGCUCCAUCCUUAGUAGCCUGACCACUGUCAUGAAAAACACAGUCAGCCCAGCAGUUGGUCAGGCACCUGUGCUUGCGGUAACGUCAGCGGCUCCUGCUGGGGCGCAACUGAAUAGUGGCCUCAAGGCCCCCACUCAGAAGCCUUCUCAAGCCACUCCCAAUCCUCUGGCGAGCAUCCUGUCAAAAGUUGAAUUAACACCAGAGAGCAUCCUGUCAGCACUCAGCAAGACACAGGGGCCCUCUGCUCCAGCUCUGCAAGGUCUCUCGUCAUUGCUUCAGAGUGUGACAGGAAACACUUCUGUCCCAUCCAGUAGUGCAAGUUCAAACAUUUCUACUCCAGCAGUGACCAAUGUCACCAGUCCAAUAGACAAAGGUGUUCCCAUUAUUAAUGCCAGUGCUCAGCCUUUGAUCCAAGGGCUUACUGGCUGCUCUCCAAAUUCGCCCGCGUCUGAAGUUUCCUCUGGCUCUUCGGUGAACUCAGCCCCGGUAAACCACAGCCCUGCUCUGUCCACUGCCAGCCUGAAGGCCCCUGCCAACACUACAGUGCUCGAGAGCUCCCUGCGUGGCACCACCUCCGGAUCAAGGGGAGGCUUGACUGGCCAGAAGGCAUCAGCAGAGGUGGUGGCAGCUGAAACCGAGGCAGAGCCGUCCUCGCCAUCGAGCCUGGAGAUGAAAAUUCACAACUUCUUGAAGGUCAACCCGGGCUUUAAGGCUUUGGACCUUAAUAUCCCUCUGCUGAGCAACCUGGGUUCUGGUGAUUCGAAGAGCCUACUGCCACCGUCAGACGCUAGUCGUAACCCUGGUGGCGCCAUGCUGGAUAACCAGGAUGGUACACCUGUCCGAGAUGAGCGAGGCGGGACUCCGACCCAAGAUGAAAUAAUGGAUAAGCCAACAACCCCAGGCACGAUUGAUCCAAUGUCCUUGCUGUCUAAGUUAAUCAGCCCACCCUCCUCUUCAACCAGCAGCACAAUCUCCCCCCCACUUUCCCUCCCACAAAACAGAGAUUCUGUUUACUCAGAGAUUUCCAACACAGUGCCUUCUUACCAAAGCAGUUCUUCAUACAGCCGUGGAAGGAGUCCAUUCCCUUCCUCUUUCAAACCCUCUGAAAUGUGGGAGCAGUCUUCUCCCCACAGGGAUUCCCCUCCUGAACAGUUUUACUCAGGUGAAUCCUGCACUGAUUUUGACUAUGCCAGGCCACCGCCUUCAGUUUCCAGCUUGGUGAAUCAACCCCCAAAAUCCAUUCUCAAGUCAAAUAAGCCAGCAGAUCAGAGUCCCAAUGAAUACCAGUCUGUUUCCACCAGUUACAGUCGUUUGAAGUCUGUGCUCUCCAAGCCUAUGAAGUCUAUUCUUAAGAAGCAGGAACCUUAUGGAAGCAGAUCAAAUAGCAGGGGUGGGUAUGGAGAUGACGAUCAGGGGGUUGAGAAUGAGAACCUGUCUUCACCUGGUCAAAACAAUCCAUUCUUCCUCUCGGAGUCUAACAACAUUAUACUGCAGCCCUCCUUCUCAGAUAUGUCUCGCACAGGAUCACUUCCGAAAGCAUUCUCUGACUCUCUCUGUUCUGCCCCAGCCCGCCAGUCGUCUUCCACGCAAAGUACCGGUCCUUAUAGCCGCACACCAGUCACCAACAUUGAGAAAGCUGUGUCACUAGGCUCCCCUGUCUCUGCCACUUCCACCAUAGAGUUUAAAAACAUGCUCAAAAACGCCUCUCGCAGGCCUACUGAUGAGAAGCCUUUAGAGAGCCCCAUUAGUCCAGCUCCGCCAGGAGGCGUGAACGAGAAAGGGAGCCUGUCAGUCUUUGGGCAGUCUGGGAUUGCGGAGACUGGGGACGAAGAGCAGCAUUGUAUAGAGACUCACAUAUCCACAUCUGAAUUAUCCAAAAGCAUAGAGGAGAGAGGAGCCCCCAUUGAAACACUAGGUUCCAGUACCCCGUCAGCAGGAAGGCUGAUGUUUGGAGAGCCUAUUCAGACUCUGGACUCUAGCCGAGGGUCAGGCAGAGGCAAUAUGAGUCAUGGGAGAGGGGGCACCAGGAGCAGUUGGUUUGAGCAAAGUGAAAACAUUUCAGACUUUGAAGACGAAUCGUCCUCCCUUGAUGUCUCUGAGAUGACUCAAGGUAUUCCUCCCAGUUUUAGAAGUCAGUUCGAAGACCACAGACUCCAGUUCCCUGACACUUCAAACAGCUUUAGGUCCAGCAGCUUUAGUGGCCCCUUUGAGAGGCAAACCCAGCAAAUCGGACUCACGCCAGGGUCACUGCACGAUCGUGUUGGGCCACCCCCUGUUCCAAGCCGCGACCACGUUGGGCACCCCCCUGGUCCGCCACCAGAUCAUAUACUAGCCCCGUGCCCCCCACAAGAUCACAUUGGACCUCCCCCUCCUCCUGUACCCUUGCGAGAUAUUGGACUGCCGCCUGUGCCCCCGCGAGAUCACCUGAGUCUACCCCCAGGUCCGCCUCCUGUCUCACAUGACCAUCUCGGGCCUCCUGGCCCCCCACAGGAGCAUGGCACUGUAGCAGGUUCCCUCCGAGAGCAUGCUUCGUUCUCUGGUACCCCUCAGGAUCACAGUGGUCCACCACCUGGUUCUACCCAUGAGAAAAUCGGACCACCGCGGGAUCAUGCUGGGCAGGCCCCUGGGACUUCUGUUGACCACAUUGGGCCCCCCUCUGGCCCUCCCCCUGACCACUUUGGUCCUGGUUUGCCACCUGGUCCCCCUCCACGGGAUCAUCUUGGCCCGCCACCCCUGGACCACCUCGGACCCCCACCUGGUCCCCCUGUUCCACCACCUGGACCCCCUCCACGGGAUCACCUGGUCCCACCUCCUGGACCCCCUCCAAUUCCCCCUCCAGGUCCUCCACCUGGCCCCCCUCCACGGGACGUUCUGGGACCACCACCAGGCACGCUUCCACAAGAUCACUUGGUUCCACCUCCUGGCCCCCCUCCUAGGGAUCCACUCGUACCACCUCCUGUUCCCCCACCUCAAGAUGUCCUUGGUCCAUUACCUGGAUCUCCUAGAGACCUCCUUGGCCCAUUAGCUGGGCCCCCAAGAGAGCUCCUAGGCCUACUCCCGUGCCCUCCAAGUGACUUCCUUGGCUUAACUAACAGGCCUCCAGUGCAGAGGUCUCCGAGGGAUUACUAUAGUCAACCCUUCACACCCCAGCGAGACUACAGUAAUCCUGGUAGAUUCUUCCAGAGAGACUUCAGAGGGUCCUUCAGGCCUCGAGAAUCUUUUCAAAGCGGAAAGCGACCCAACCUGCCGUUUGGAAGCCCCCCCUUUUCCACGGCUCCAAAGCGACCCUAUAUGCCGCCUCGGUACUGAAGCAGACCGGAAUGUUUCUGUGUUGGAGACUACGUGAAAACUCAUCUCUGACCCUUGCUUGCCAAGCAGCUCUGGUGGUUGUAGUGGCAAGGGUUUGGUGUGGCGCUUUAUCUUGGCCGUUGACUUGUCUUUUGUGACCUUGUCUGUUUGCCCUCCUUCCUCACUUCCUGUUUUCCCACUCUGCCCCUCCCCACCCCCAAAGCUGACCUGCUGUGCUAGGUCGGAGGUGUAUGUAAGGUUAAAUGUUUCACUACAGCGUCGUUACAAACUACUGCACAACAAGUUUUCGUCAGAGGAGCUUGGAAACUUCCGUGAUGCAUAGAAAUCCUACUCGGAGCUAUAGACCCAUUUACUUUUACACAAAGUAAAACUUUUAUAUUGCUGCAAAGAUCGUCAUGAGUACAGUCUUAAGAUGCUGUAACCUCUGUCCAAACCCUUUGCUAUUUUGUGUUCUUGUUUUUUUUAAAGUUACAGUUUUACUACUUGUACCAGUUGUGGAGGAAAAAAGUGUGGUUAAAUGCAAAUGGCGGAUGUUUCUGUCGUCAUUGAAAGCGUUUGCAAGUGAUCCCCUGGCCUCGCCUCCCAUAGUCAAAUUUCAGGGCUAGACUAAUCAACGCUGACACUUCAUUGUUUCCGAGUCAGCGUGACGAGCACCGCUUCAUAGAGAGUUGUGUGUUUCCUGCAUCAGACACCUUCUGGAGGCAAAUGUGGCUAGUCAGUGUGAGUGUUAAUUGUACAGUCCAUUCCUGGCUAAUUGAGGACGACCCUGUGUCAGUGGCUCGGUUUUUUUCUCUCUGUAAAUGACAAGUGUGUAUCGAUUCAGCUCCUUGGCUGAAGGUUGAGAUCAGCCCAUGUGUGGAUUGUGCAGUGCUUUGAGGGAGGACGUUUCUCCUUUUACCUCAACCCCCCCUUGUUUCAAAAGAAAUGUCAAACCUUCCCCUGUUUCUCCCACUAACCUGUCUUUUUCUCCAGAGCAGCUCCGUCAGCCACAAGGAUGGAGUGUCUUCCCCUUGGCAAUGCCAGCACUGCGCAUAAGGUGCCAAGGAGAGGGCAGCCAAAGCUGGUGUUGGAAUGUGAAGCACACAGUCCCUUGGUGUCCAUUCCAGAUGUGAGAAUGGUGGAAGAUGCUCCAUCUAAUAACCUGGCUGAGAACUUCCUGAGACUCCAAACAAUCGGAAGUGUGAAGAUUUAAAAAAAAACACUUAGUGGGCAGGACUGGAACCUGUGGACUGUGCAACGGGCACAGUUUGAAGCUGUUAAGAGAUGUAGUGUUUCUAAUGGCAGUGCAGUUAAAGAAACCAAUUCAUUUGUUUAUCUACAAAACAAAAUGGUGAAUCUUUGGAAUAAACCUUGCUCUGUUGUUUUACAAGCUCUUUAUAACAGGCCGAUCAGCCGGCGAUGUGAUAGGAGGCUGUGUAAAACCUAAUUGCCCACAGCUUGUUCAAAAGUAUUUUGAAUAUUCCUAUCCCACUGAUCAGCUGCUAAAGUUGCCUAUUGUGCUAAUUGCCUUUUUCUGUGACUCUUUCUGUACCAGUCACUGUUUUGUCAAACUUAACAAGCUUGGUCUGGUGAAGCACCUGGCCGAAUAACACUUAUUCCUCUUUAUAUGAUUUAUAAAGAGACAUGGGGGAAGUCGGGGUCUAGAGGGUGGGUGGGGAGGUAGGGGAAUGGUGUAGAGAACCAACCGCAAGCAGUGACUGGAACAGCUUUGUAAAACACUUGUGUCCAGCCUGUUGCAGAACAUGUCUUUAUUUUAUUGAAGGUGAUGUUUGAAGAAUUAAAAUGAAUCGAGCUGGAUUCAGUGUAACUGGACUUAGUUCCAUACAGUCUAGUUCAUGCUGAUAAUGAACACUUGAAUGACUGUUAGUAACUGAGUUUUUUUUGGGGGGGGGACAAAAAUCAACACCCACACACACACGCGCGCACACACACACACACAUACUCUCUCUUUACUCUCAGAUGAAAUGUACAAUGUUGUAUGUAGCAAGAACGAAGAAAAAAAACUUUUUUGUUUCCUGAAUUAAAAAGUGAAGAUCAAGUUCUCCAUUUAUUUUUCUGAAGAGUUUGUAAGCAUUUAGCAAUUUUUAUUAAUUCGACAUAAAAUUUGGAUGCAGUGUCAAGUUUAAGCUGUGAAGAUUCCUUUCAAGUUAGCUACAACUGUACUGAUCUGUCACACCUCCUCCGUAACGCUGUUCUUACAUGUGAAUGUAAUUUCGGUGCAGGGGAAGGGUAUAACUUUAUAGAUCCAGUGGUUUUUAGACCGAACCGUACUUCUGUAAAUAUGUCGUCUAGUUAAUGCAUUUAGAUUAAGAUGUCUUCACUAUCUGUGUUAGAAACAGUCAAACUGAGUGAAAGUUUUGCCUGCUUUUAGAGAGACAACUGAAAUGCUUUUGGAAAUGACCUGUAAUUACUUUAAUAAAAAGAAAGUCUAA
Stegostoma tigrinum is the source of this 7599-nucleotide messenger RNA. Its product is annotated as regulation of nuclear pre-mRNA domain-containing protein 2-like. NCBI's taxonomy places the organism in Eukaryota, Metazoa, Chordata, Chondrichthyes, Orectolobiformes, Stegostomatidae. The coding region runs from base 494 to 5167 and encodes 1557 amino acids. Gene Ontology annotation, cellular component: RNA polymerase II, holoenzyme. Gene Ontology annotation, biological process: mRNA 3'-end processing. The record is from RefSeq and is a predicted model, not a curated record. Gene Ontology annotation, molecular function: RNA polymerase II complex binding. The transcript is spliced from 11 exons.